Molecule: messenger RNA, 2712 nt
Organism: Apiotrichum porosum
Lineage: Eukaryota; Fungi; Basidiomycota; Tremellomycetes; Trichosporonales; Trichosporonaceae
Gene: RIM20
Product: pH-response regulator protein palA/rim20
Exons: 14
Coding region: 1-2712 (903 amino acids)
Cellular component (GO): endosome
Molecular function (GO): protein binding
Source: RefSeq, a predicted model, not a curated record
AUGGCCACAAACUUUCUCGCAGUGCCGGGCAAGCAGGCCAGCUCAAUUCCCGAUCUCAGCUCCCACUUGCUCGCCUACAUCUCGAGCCAUUUCCGCGAUGCGCACCCAGACGCAUUCAGGCGCGAUGUCGACACGCUAGUCGGCAUGCGUCGCGAGUGGGUCAACCCCAAGGCUGAAGCCCAUCCUGAAAUUGCAAAGGGCCUCAUCAAGUACCAUGCUCAGCUGGCGUUUGUGGCGACCAAGUUUCCUUCAGACAUUGGUGUAUCGUUCUCGUACAGCCUCCCCUUCCCUCCGCCGUACUCAAUCUCUCCGGAUGCCCCCAUCGCGCUGCCGUCAUUCACCUACGAGCGCGCAGCAGUGCUGUACAACAUCUCGUCCAUCUAUGCCACUCUGGCCGCCAUGGAGCGCCGUGCAGAGGCAGAGGGAAUUAAGCGUGCUUUAGGAUUCCUCACUCAAGCCGCCGGUAUCCUGAAUUACCUGAUCACCGCCGUCCUGCCGACUUUGAAGAGCGAGGUGUCAUCGCCCCAGGCUGCAGGGUACGACAUGAGCGAGAGCUUUCUCACCACUAUGCGCGAAUUUGUUCUCGCAGAGGCACAGGAGUGUUACUGGCAGCAAGCUGUCCUUCAGGGGUCAUACAAGAACGCUCUCAUUGCCAAGCUGUCCAUGAAGGUCUCCGAGUACUACAAGUCUGCGCUCAAGGCGGCGAACAGCAUGGACAUGCCUUCGGCCUCGUACUUUCCUCAGGCGUGGACAAACCACAUGACUGUCAAGAGCAUGCACUUUGAGGCGGCGGCCCAGUUCCGUCUCUCUCAAGAGGAUCUCGAGAAGAACCGUUACGGUGACGAGAUUGCCCGUUUGCGUGUUGCCGAGGGCCUCGCCAAGAAGGGUCUCGACAUCGGUAAGAAGGGUGUGAGCGACUCGGUUAUCCAGGACCUCAAGAACCUGUCUGCCGCAGUCAAGACCUCGCUUGACCGCGCUGUCCGUGAUAACGACCUUGUCUACGUUUGCCCCAUCCCCACCGCCUCCCAGCUUGCCCCUGUCGUCGGCGUUGGCAUGGUCAAGCUUACCACUCCUACCGAAGUGUCUGACCCUGUCGCCUGGCUUCUGAGCGGCGGCGCUGGAACUCCCCCACUCUUCAGCGGUCUCGUCCCUUAUGGUGUUCAUCUUGCUCUCAGCAUUUACGACGACCGCAAGGACACUCUGAUUCGCGAGAUGGACGUCAAACGCGAGGAGCUGGAUGGUGUGGCCGCAAGCACUUUGCAAUCUCUCAACCUCCCUGGCUCAUUGCAAGCCCUUGAGCGACCUGUUGGCCUGCCACCCUCAUUGCUGAAGAAGGCCGAAGAGGUGGACGCGGCUGGUGGCGUUGACAAGAUCCGCAGCUUGCUCAUGGAUGCCAACAGGCUAGCCAAGUCCAAUGCCAAGAUUCUGUCAGAGGCCAUGGACAUUCUCGACCAAGAAGCUCAUGAAACUGAGCAGCUCAUUGAGAGGCAGCCCCACCUUGCCGAGUCUCGUCCUCCCUCACAUGUUGCCAACCAGUCACUCAUUGCCAAUGCUGGACAGUAUGAUGCCACCCUCAAGCAGGCAGCUGGCAGCGACGCGAUGGUCCGCACCAAGUGGGAGGAGUGGCGCAACAUGAUUGAGAUUCUUUCUGGCGGCGAGGAUAUCAUCUCCGACCACGUCCCGUCCACCACGUCGAGCGGUAGCGGUUUUGCCCCCCUGCCUUCUUCUGUCCGCCCUCUGCGUGCGUCCCUCGAGGACCUCGAUGACCGUAUUGCGCACCGUGCUGCCCUCGUUGCCGAGGCGCGCCAGGUCUCGGAGCAAGACGAUGUGCGUCCCGCAGUGCUGCAGGAGGCAACUCGCUUGGCCCAUGGCGGAUCAGGUGAUGUCAAGCCCGAGUGGUUUGAGAGCAUCUUUGAAAAGGCCCUGUCCAAGUAUGACCGUCUCCGCGAUGGCAUGACCGCCGAGGCAGACUCGCAGGACCAACUCCUUGAACAGAUCAGGAACGAAACCUUUAUUGCAGAGCGCAAGGAGGACCCUCGUGUCAAGGAACGUGAGCGCCGACUCCAGGACAUGGACAUGGCAUACUGGAAGUGGCGCGAGAUUGUAGACAAUGCCGAGGAGGGCAUCAAGUUCUACAACUCGCUCGCCGACAUGCUGCACCAGUUCCAGGAGGCAUGCCACCAGUUCCUCAAUGCCAGGCGAGUGGAUGUUGGCAAUUUGGCGUCCCAACUGCAGAACGUGUCUCUCGAGUCACACUCUCCUGCUCAAGCUCAGUCACCGCCACCGGCACAGCAGCAACAGCAACAGCAACAGCAACAGCAGUACUUCUCCCCUCAGACGUCCUACUCGCUUCCCCCGCAACAGCACUAUUCUGCUCCUUCUCCGCCCCGCGCAUCCCCACCAGUGGUCUCCCCACCCCCGUCUGUAGCUGCGGCUUCAGCGCCCGUCCUCUCCCCUCCUCCCAAGACCUUUGGCUUGCCCCACCCCAACUCGGCACAGUGGCAAUCAGGCUCAGACUUCUUGCCUCCCCCUCCUCCCCCGCCCGUCAUUCGCUCCGGCGGCGUCCCCACUCGUCCGGCCCCGGCACCGCCCGUGACUGUCGACUCGCCGAGGCGCGUCACCCGCGCCAGCGUUGCCAAGGGCCCCAUUGGCGACCCCAACCGGAACCCGUACAAGAAGGGAUCCCGCGGUGGUGGUGAGGGUGUCAUUUAG